CAACGGCUGGCGGGCCCACCACCGCCCGCUGCAUGGCCGGCCUACAAGCGGUGCAGGAAGUACUUUGAGUGCGAAAUUUCGUCCAACUCUGCCAGCCCGUCGUCGAAGCUCGCUCGGCCCGUCAUAUCUGCGAGAUUGGAGUUGAGUUUCCUUUGAAACACGAUCAAAGGGGACGCGCUUCCGGACGGACAUUGAAGGGGAUUCUUUAUCCUUUCUUUGUUUCGCAAUUGUUUGGACGCUGACGGCACGAGCGCGCGUGCGGGAACGAUCUGGCUGCGCAGAACCGCUCGGCCGCCCGUGACAUCAGACGGAUUGGGACGUGCCAGGGUUCCGCGCUCGCUUAUCAGCUAGGUACGAACCAACAACCCGCCCCUUGGCCCGUCAUCAGCCCGCGGGGGGGACUGCCAUCACCAAAAGAAAAAGAAGAAAGAGUCAUUCCCGCACACAGGAAACAGAACAACGGGGCCGGCAAAUAUCCACGCAGCGAACCAUGGCCGACACCGUCGCGAGCCCGCCCAAGCAGAGCGCCGCCGCCGGUGCGCGGCCGCAGCUCACGACGACGAUGCGCAGCAGCUCGUACCUGAGCGACCACCAGCAGUACAGGCCACCGCGCCAGCCCGAGCCGCACCACGGCAUCGACACCGUCGUCGAGGACAUCAGCCCGGCCGCCGCCGCCGCCGCCGCCGCCGUCAGCCCACACCGAGGGUCGCCGUCCUCGGCGGCGCGGCCCAUCAUGCCCUUCAACGGCAUCCCCUCCGAGGACAACCCCCCCACGAUAGUGGACAGCGGCGUCAGCCACAGCUUCUCCCACCCCAACUGCGCGCCCGCCGGCCGCCGGCCCACGGACCGCCUCGUCGCGACGCUCUUCUACAAAUCCGCCGACAGGGGCUCGCCCUUGGCGGCCGCGAGAAGCCUCACCGGCGGUCUCUCGGACAGCAACGAGUCGCUCCCGGCCAACAUAGCGCCCACCACCAACAUGGACGCCUUCCCGCUCGAGCCGCCUACGCACGAGUCCGAACAGCUCGACCACCUCUACGGAUCGUACAUCUCCCCGCUGUGCAUCACCUCCUUCCUGCACCUCAUGUCCACGUUCCCCCAGCCUCAGGGCGCCGAGCCGCCGCACUCGUCGCAUCGCUGCCUGGACAGCUCGGAGAACCCGCGCGUUGUAGAGCUGACGCUCGCGCCUGCCCCGUCGCCAAAGUACCUCGCGCUGUCCGACCUGCGCAAGCACGAGAUGAUAUACCGCUUCGAGCAGGAGUGGAAUGUGGACGUGGCCUUGCAGCGGGAUCUGGUCUGGAGACGCCACCCGCGCCUCGUCGUCUUCGACAUGGACAGCACGCUCAUCACUCAGGAGGUGAUUGAGCUCAUGGCCGAUACCAUCAAGGAUCCGCCGAACCUGGCGGCCCGCGUCGCCGAGAUCACGCACCGUGCCAUGCUCGGCGAGCUCGAGUUCGAUGCCUCCUUCCGGGAGCGCGUUGCGCUGCUCAAGGGCGUUGAUGCGGCCGUCUUCGAGGACCUGCGACCAGUCUUGGAAGUCACAAAGGGCGUGCGACAGCUCAUCAAGGCUCUGAGACGGCUCGGCGUCAAGACGGCCGUCCUCUCCGGCGGCUUCCAGCCGCUGACGACCUGGCUCGCCGGGGAUCUGGGCAUCGAUUACGCCUACGCCAACGAGGUCGUCAUCGCGGACGGCAAGCUGACGGGCGAGACGACGGGCACCAUCGUCGGCAAGGAGCGAAAGCGCGAUCUCCUUGUCGAGAUCGCGGCCAAGGAGGGCAUUGACCUCGCGCAGGUCGUGGCCGUCGGUGAUGGUGCUAACGACCUCCUCAUGUUGGAAAAGGCCGGCCUGGGCGUCGCCUGGAAUGCGAAGCCGCGGGUGCAGAUGGAGGCAGACGCACGGCUCAACGGGGAGAGCCUGCUGGACCUGCUGUUCCUGUUUGGCUUCACGAGCGAGGAGGUGGAGAUGCUGGCUGGGUAAGCGGACGGUAGCUGGCGGCUGAGGCUCCCAGUGCCUUUUUGCUUUCGAAAUGCAUCUUGCGCAGCGGGAAUCGAGUUUUGUUCGUCAGUGGGCUAAGUGUCUGGGUGUACAAGGAGUUUUUUUCGAGUGUCGGGCGUGUGAGGCGACCACGAAGUUUGUUUGGCGCAGUCAGGAAGGUUGGUGCGAGAAGACGUUUCAGCAAAGCAUGCCUUCUGCUGUAGCAGCUAGAGAUGGGCAUGGUGCGCCCAUUCAUGGACAGGAUAGCAUGGCGUAGGCUAGUAACUCUUUUUAACUGUC
Molecule: messenger RNA, 2272 nt
Organism: Purpureocillium takamizusanense
Lineage: Eukaryota; Fungi; Ascomycota; Sordariomycetes; Hypocreales; Ophiocordycipitaceae
Gene: SER2
Product: Phosphoserine phosphatase
Exons: 1
Coding region: 491-1975 (494 amino acids)
Biological process (GO): dephosphorylation; L-serine biosynthetic process
Cellular component (GO): cytoplasm
Molecular function (GO): L-phosphoserine phosphatase activity; magnesium ion binding
Source: RefSeq, a predicted model, not a curated record